GAGGCGGCUCACCGGAGGAGGAGGAGGAGGAGGAAUGAGGCAACACUGUCAGCCUACAGGACAUCAGUUUUCGGACACGCUCCGUGGAGACCAGCUGAGGAGAGGAGUGGGACUGUGACGGAGGAUUGUGGCGCUGCUCCUCCCUCCACUCUCAGCCAGGUGUUGCAUUCGAGCCCCUCGUGUGGAUGGAGAGGCUGUGGAGCUCACACACUCGACACUGAUCCGUCUGCAGAGCCUCCUUAGAAACAACAAGUUGAUCAGUUCCUCCUGGAUCUGCUUCAGCAGAAGGAUUCUCUCAGCGGAUUUAUUUCGGUUUUGCUUUUCUCUGGAUCUAUCUUUUUGGGGAGCGUGUGUUCUGAUGAGGAAUAACGUCCACAUGCGUGAUCUUCUUUGAUUUUACGCGCAAAUAAAAACAAGAAUGUCAGAGUGACCGAGCCAGCUGUGCCAACGGCGCAUGAGCCAGAUUUGGGGGUUAAAUUGAUUUUGUUCUUGCCGUUCUCUCUGACUCAGCUUGAACAUCGUCUUGGCUCUCCGUGACGCCGCGGCACCCUGAUGGUGCGGACGGUCGGCGCACGGUGGCUGCAGCUGCUGCUUGGACACGCCGCCCGGUGAUUUUUCCGCCUCCACAGACGGAGACGCGGCCAUGGCGCUGAUGGUCAGUGGUUAAAAUGGGACAUCAUUUCACUAUGGAGUCGGAUUUAUGUGCUGUUUCUUCAGUGAAAUAAGGAUGACCUCCAACUGCGCUCCUUUACCCCGUGCCGUGCUCGCCGCAGUCCGAGAGAGAAGCACGCGGUUCGAUGCGCAAGACUGGAUGUCGUCUUCUCAACGCAGCUGAGCUUACUCGCCAAGAGGGAAGGGUCAAGAAGAAGAAGAAGGUAGCCUUUAUGAAUCCUUCAAGGCGAAAUUCAGACUGUACUCUUUGUUGUUGAGCAUGCACAAAGGCUGAAAUUCAUGCACAAACAGGAUCCAGAGGUGAGGCACUGAUGGAGAGAUGUCAGGGUGAGGGGCUGCUGCACACAAAGGAGCACCCAAGUGGUUGGGUGUUCAGUGCCUUGCUCAAGGGCACAUCAGCAGUACUCAGGAAGUGAACUGACACCUCUUCGGCAAAUUGUAGACUUGAACCGGUGACGGUUCCCAGCCCAAGUCCUUAGAAACUGAGCGUCUGUCAGCAGUAAAGCGACUGACAUUAACCAAAACAACUGAUAGACAAUAACAACAGCAGCACAGGCAGCAGCGAUGGAGCUGUCAGAGGUGCGGUGCUCCAGCGCCAGCGAGGAGCUGUACACCAUCAACAAAACCCCGAGCAGCAGCAACAACAGCAACAGCAGCGGUGGCAGCACGCGACCCAAGCGGCUGCUGUGGCAGAACGCUGUGCGGCACAUCACAGAGCAGCGGUUCAUCCACGAGCAGGGAGGAGGGGUGAAGGGGAUCGGGACAGACGAGCCCUUUGACCCCAGCCAGGAUUCACGGAAGCACUCUGCAGGGCGGACGUCUGUGGGCGAUAGGCACAACAAUGGCGGGACUAAGGUGUUCCCAGAGCGUGCAAGCAGCGACUUAGGCUUUCUGCAGAUCGACUGUGCGCCGAGCAACUCAGACUUUUUUCUGAACUGGGGCUACACGUACCGGGGGGUCAUCUUCCCCACGCUGCGCAACGCCUUCAAGUCUCGUGACUUGGAGCGCCUCUACCAGCGCUACUUCCUGGGCCAGAGGCGUAAAUCAGUGGUGGUGAUGAACAUCCUGGAUGUGGUGACUAAACUCACCUUGCUCGUGCUGCACCUCACCCUGGCCUCCUCCCCCAUGGACCCCAUCAAAGGGACGCUGCUGGGCUUCUUCACGGGCAUCGAAGUGGUCAUUUGUGCCUUAGUGGUGGUGAGGAAGGACACCACGUCGCACAGCUACCUGCAGUACAGCGGCGUGGUCACAUGGGUGGCCAUGGCCACGCAGAUCCUGGCGGCCGGGUUGGGCUAUGGGCUUCUGGGUGACGGGGUGGGAUAUGUGCUCUUCACCCUAUUUGCUACCUACAGCAUGCUGCCGCUGCCGCUCACCUGGGCGAUACUGGCAGGUCUGUUCACCUCCGGGCUUCACAUCCUGGUUCAGAUGCUCAUCUCCCAGAAUGCACAGCUCUCUACUAACCAGGUUGCUGCUCAGGCUGUAUUGUUCAUGUGCAUGAACACUGCUGGGAUUUUCAUCAGUUACCUGUCAGACCGGGCUCAGCGCCAGGCCUUUCUGGAGACGCGGCGCUGCAUCGAGGCUCGGCUGCGACUCGAGACAGAGAACCAGAGACAGGAGAGACUGGUGUUAUCAGUCCUGCCACGUUUUGUAGUUUUGGAAAUGAUCAACGACAUGACAAAUGUAGAGGAUGAACACCUCCAGCAUCAAUUCCACAGAAUCUACAUCCACCGCUACGAGAAUGUCAGCAUUCUUUUCGCAGAUGUUAAAGGCUUCACAAACCUCUCCACGACGCUGUCCGCGCAGGAGCUGGUGCGAAUGUUGAAUGAACUUUUUGCACGCUUCGACCGCCUCGCACAUGAGCAUCACUGUCUACGGAUAAAGAUCCUGGGAGACUGUUACUACUGUGUAUCUGGUCUACCUGAGCCCAGACAAGACCACGCCCACUGCUGUGUGGAGAUGGGCCUCAGCAUGAUCAAGACCAUCAGGUAUGUAAGAUCGCGUACGAAACACGACAUCGACAUGAGAAUCGGGAUCCACUCAGGCUCAGUGCUGUGCGGCGUGCUGGGACUCAGGAAGUGGCAGUUUGACGUUUGGUCCUGGGACGUAGACAUCGCCAACAAGCUGGAGUCUGGAGGGAUCCCUGGGAGGAUCCACAUCUCCAAAGCUGCUCUGGACUGUUUGAACGGCGACUACGAGGUGGAGGAAGGUCAUGGGAAGGACCGGAACGACUUCCUCCGCCGACACAACAUCGAGACGUACCUCAUCAAGCAGCCGGAGGAGAGCCUGCUCACUCUGCCUGAGGACAUCAUGAAGGAGGCGGCAAGCUCUGCCGACCGGCGGGCCAGCAGCACCACCUUCAACGAGGCAUCCUGGAGCCCCGAGCUUCCCUUCGACAACAUUGUGGGGAAACAGAACUACUCACAGAUGAGGGACGAGGUCUUCAAGUCCAACCUGGUGUGCGCCUUCAUCGUGCUCAUCUUCAUCACAACCAUCCAGAGCUUGCUUCCAUCUGCCAGAAUGGUUACCAUGGUGAUCCAGUUUUCUAUCCUCAUCGUCCUCCACUCCUGUCUGGUCCUCGUCACGACAGCUGAAGAUUACAAAUGUCUGCCGCUGGUUCUUCGCAAAGCGUGCUGCUGGAUCAACGAGACCUACGCCGCACGGAACGUCAUCAUCUUCGUGUCAAUCCUUAUCAACUUCCUGGCAGCCAUGAUCAAUAUCCUGUGGUGCGAUUUCGACAAGUCCAGCACGUUCAGGAACCAGACGUACAAUGCAUCGGCCUCCAUCCCAGACAUCUGCUUCUACCCAGAGUAUUUCGUGUUCACGGGGGUCCUGGCGAUGGUGACGUGUGCCGUGUUCCUGCGGCUGAACUCGGUGUUGAAGUUGGCGGUGCUGCUGGUGAUGAUCGCCAUCUACUCCCUGCUGACCGAAGCUUUCUACACCUCACUGUUUGUUCGUUACGACACCGUCCACCACAACACAGAGAAUUUCCUGGGGACCAAAGAGACGUCUUUACUCCUGAUGGCCAUGUUCCUCCUGGCUGUGUUUUACCACGGACAACAGCUGGAGUACACAGCUCGGCUGGACUUCCUGUGGCGCGUUCAGGCCAAAGAGGAGAUCAACGAGAUGAAGGAGCUGAGAGAGCACAAUGAGAACAUGCUGAGGAACAUCCUGCCCAGCCAUGUGGCCCGACACUUCCUGGAGAAGGACCGGGACAAUGAGGAGCUGUACUCGCAGUCCUACGACGCUGUGGGCGUCAUGUUCGCAUCCAUCCCAGGCUUCGCCGACUUCUACUCUCAGACUGAGAUGAAUAACCAGGGAGUCGAGUGCCUGAGGCUCCUCAACGAAAUUAUUGCAGACUUUGACGAGUUGCUCGGCGAGGAGCGUUUCCAGGACAUCGAGAAGAUCAAGACCAUCGGCAGCACCUACAUGGCCGUCUCUGGUCUGUCUCCUGAGAAACAGCAAUGUGAAGAUAAAUGGGGUCACCUGUGUGCGUUGGCAGACUUCGCCAUCGCUCUCAAGGAGAGCAUCCAGGAGAUCAACAAGCACUCGUUCAAUAACUUCGAGCUGAGGAUUGGAAUGGCCCACGGCUCGGUGGUGGCAGGUGUGAUCGGUGCAAAGAAACCUCAGUACGACAUCUGGGGGAAGACCGUGAACCUGGCCAGCCGGAUGGACAGCACGGGGGUUAGCGGAAAGAUCCAGGUCCCAGAGGAGACCUACCUGAUCCUGAAGGACCGGGGCUUUGCCUUCGAGUACCGCGGCGAGAUCUACGUGAAGGGCAUCAGCGAGCAGGAAGGGAAGAUCCGAACGCACUUCUUGCUGGGCCGCGUUCAGCCAAACCCACUCAUCCUGCAGCCGCGCAAAAUCACGGGCCAGUACUCUCUGGCCGCCGUGGUGCUCGGCCUGGUGCAGUCGCUCAACAGGCAGAAGCAGAAGCAGAUCCUCAACGAGAACAACAACUCGGGCAUCAUGAAGGGCCACCACCACUACAACCGGAGGACGUUGUUAGCGCCCGGUGGCUCCGAGGGGGGCGGGGGGCAUCACACCGAAGCAGUGGAUAAGACUGAGCUGUCGUGAAGAGAAGACUGGAGUUUUGGUCCCACGUGGAUUUCUCAGAAGCAGAGCUGCUUGCAGGGCAGGAAAGACCCAGAUAGCGGAGUUCAACGUCAGUGUGGGCAGCUGCAGAAUGAAUGUCUUAGUAACAGAAAAGAGGGCUACAGGCCAGCUUCAGGGGUCACUGCAAAUGAAAUGUUUGCAGAUAAAUCAUCAGUUGUGUUUUUAUUUUACCUUUAUGUCCCGCAGAAUUUGUCUUUAUCCAUUUUCAUUUUGGUUGUCAAUCAAUCAAGAAGAGUUAAAAUGACGACUCUACUUACAUUUAUUUGGUCUGCAAACCUUGCAGCUAUCUGUGAAAUUUUAGCAGCAUUCAAGGACCUACCCUGGGUGUGAGACUGGAGAAAAAGGUCGCCAAACGUGAGGCCUGGGAUAGGCAAGAGAUUCUCGAACUGGAGAUUACAGCUUAGUUGAGCUGAAUUACUCAAAGACAGCCUGUGUAUGUUGAGUUAGCAUCAUGGUACACUUCUCUGGAGUUUUGAUUCAUUAGGCAAGUUCAACCGGUCCAAACACUGUUUUUUUGACCACUUAAAAUUUUGGCAUGGACAAGAAACAAGCAAAGCCACUAUGCGAAAGCAAUUGCAGAUUCUUCAAAUUGGAUUUGAACACCCUCCUCCUCACACUCUUACUAAAUAUGCAGUUAAACACAAAGCUUCAGUCACUUGCAUCAGAGUUCAGAAACUCUAAAUGGCAAUGAGACACCAUGACGCAGUGCAGAGAGAAGGAAAAAUGCAAACAGAUGACCCAUUCAGCAUGAUUAAGUCUGAUUCAGAACAUGACAACGUUACUGUCUCAACCGGUCUGCAUUAAUAUGAACCACAGAUAGACUGGGAUGUACAGUGCUGUGCAGAAACUGAGGCUAAAGUAAGGUGAUGAUGUGGCAAGUAAGCUGCUUGAAGGCACCGCUGGGCUGGAAGUAUUGAGUAUUGACACAACCCUGGUUGUGCUCUGAAUGUCCUUGCAAAAUAAUCUGUUGGUAAAAUCACCAAGUCCACGCUGUAAAGGUGGAGUAAGGAGUGGAUGCAACAAGUAAGCACAGCCUGGGGUUAUAUCUAGUAGGGUAUGGUUGCUACGAGCCCCUGGUUGUGCUGUGGGUGUUGUAAAAGCCCCAAAACCACUGGUAGUCUCAGGGUGCAUUACCAGGGGUGAAAAGGCCCAAACAAAUGAGAUCUUAUUGAUCAUCUGGCCCCAUGAUGGAUUCUUAGUGCCCUGUAUGCCUAAAACCUAUGCCAUGUUUUAGUUAGUUAGCUUAAUGCUAACACAUAAUGGAAACAGUCUUUUAAAGAAUAACAGAUUUAGCAUUGGACUAAACUAGACUUGCUUUAAGAAUGAUUAGAUUUAUUCACAAGUGUUGGUUGAAUAGAACAAUAAUUUUAUCAUUUUCUCAACAAGUAGAGGCCGAUGCACAUCUAGGAUGACAUGAGUAAACAGCAUGAAAAUGCAAAUAAUACCAAGACCGAUAUUAAUAUGAAAACAGGACAAACAUGUUCUUUAUGAAGAGGAGACAGUUUAAGCUCUUUGGUCAGCUUCAAAACUCUUCUACUGUUGGGGACAGAGAGUGUUUUCAUUGGGCAGAUGUGGACUGGUUGUGAGCGAAACUUUAGAAAAAUCAACCAUGGUUCAUCUGGUGUUCAAGGGGCUUUGGAUAUCUGGUUUUGAUGUCGAGAAUUUGAAACUUUAAGACUAUAUUCCUGAAUCAUGUCCCAUGCCCUGUGUCCAAACGUACCUCACUAUCUACAAUUCUUUUGACAAUGCAUUUUACACUAAAGCCUCAAAACAUCACAGUUUGUAUACUUUUAAAAAAAGCUGCUUCGAAGUUGGGCAUUUAAGGCUGCAACAAUCACAGAAAAAUCCUGCAAAUCUUUAAAAGACUGAUUAUUCUUACAAUAAUGCCAUUGAAGCAGCAUGCAUUUAAAUAAAUGAUGUGCAAGUUCACACAGUGACCACUUUAGAAAUCAAUAAUCUUCUGAUUAUCAUGAAUGCCAUCAAAGAAGAAAAGAGUCAGUUAAACCCAAAUGUUCUGGUUCAAAGUAAAUUCUCUGGCUCCCACCACGUAGGUUUAACUCAACCAAUGAGCUUCUUUCUGUUUCCUGCAGCAGCUCUGUUUGUGAUGAAGAUCUGUGGGACUGAAACUCCUCGUUGUUCCUGGACUAGCAGGAGGACGAUGAAGAGGAGGAGGUGUUGGGGUAAGGAGGGAGGGACCGGACAGAUUUGGACCCGCUCUCCUAUGUCGAUGUCUAUUCAGACUGAUUCCUCCCCGGACUGUGUGACGUUCCUCCUGUCGUUUCACUUCCCAUUUUUAUGUCGCCUGGCCUCCACCCCAAACCCCCCUGACCAAAUCCCAGAGACCCUG
Molecule: messenger RNA, 7132 nt
Organism: Cheilinus undulatus (humphead wrasse)
Lineage: Eukaryota; Metazoa; Chordata; Actinopteri; Labriformes; Labridae
Gene: adcy8
Product: adenylate cyclase 8 (brain)
Exons: 17
Coding region: 1237-4746 (1169 amino acids)
Biological process (GO): intracellular signal transduction; cAMP biosynthetic process; adenylate cyclase-activating G protein-coupled receptor signaling pathway
Cellular component (GO): plasma membrane
Molecular function (GO): adenylate cyclase activity
Source: RefSeq, a predicted model, not a curated record